Messenger RNA from Strigops habroptila (Kakapo), 3113 nucleotides. RefSeq names its product ligand of numb-protein X 1 (gene LNX1). Gene Ontology annotation, cellular component: cytoplasm. The coding region runs from base 225 to 2576 and encodes 783 amino acids. The transcript has 12 exons. Gene Ontology annotation, biological process: ubiquitin-dependent protein catabolic process. The record is from RefSeq and is a predicted model, not a curated record. Gene Ontology annotation, molecular function: protein binding; metal ion binding; ubiquitin-protein transferase activity. Lineage: Eukaryota; Metazoa; Chordata; Aves; Psittaciformes; Psittacidae.
GGUCUGAUCCGUCCGCCGGCCGCUCUGUGUCUGCAGAGACGGGGCUGAAGGCUGAGUACGGUGCCUGCCCAAACCAGGCAAUUUUACACCUGCAGGACCAACGGAUGAGGGAAACGGUGAAGCCAGACAUAUCUGAUGGCACACAAGCCUUGCUGUGACUCUCACAAAUAGAAACAGGUCAGGUCCUCCUAUCUGCCCUCUUUUGAAUUGCAUCAAUUCCGAUUAUGAGCCAGAAAGAAGAAAUGGAGGAUAGCUCCCCACCACUCUGUGUCACCUGCGGCCAAGCACAUUUACCAGAAGAAAACCACUUGUACAGCUACACCGAAGUAGUAGAUGAUGAUCUGAUAUGCCACAUUUGUCUGCAACCUUUGCUUCAGCCGUUAGACACGCACUGUGGGCACACCUUCUGCACAGCCUGCCUUACGAACUUCCUUCUGGAAGAAGACUUCUGCCCCAUGGACCGCAAACUUGUGAUUCUCCAGACAUGCAGGAAGUCCAGCAUACUAGUGAAUAACCUCCUGGACAAGCUAAUGGUUAGCUGCCCUUUCACAGAACACUGCUCGGAGGUCAUGCAACGCGGUCACCUCCAACAGCAUUUCCAAACCCAAUGUAAAGGAGCAUCCCACUAUGGCCUUACCAAGGAACGGAAGAGGCGUUCCCAAGACUGCUCUCCAGACCACGGCUCCAGCUUGGCAGUAGCUGCCCUGGGCUCCGAGCUCUCAGCAGCUGCAGCCAUUGCCUUAAUGACAGAUGAGCCAGGGCUGGUGAACCCGGCCUUCAGCCCCACCUCAGAGGACAGCCAGUCGGGUAGCAGCCCUGGAGACCUGCAUCGCAGCAACCGAAACAGAACUCGACACUUUGAACGCUCCACUAUAAGAAGCAGAUCUUUUAAAAAAAUAAACAAGGCGUUCAGUGUUCUUCGAAGGACAAAAAGUGGAAGCGCCGUUUCCAACCAGGCUGACCGGGAAAGGGAGACUGGUGGAAACUCUGCUGCUGGAGAGGAAGGUUCAGAAUGCUCCAUACAACCCCCGGUGACAAAACCACAACACUCUGUGGAAAUACCUGCAAGAAUCACCAAAAACAAGAUAGAAAGUUUACUUCUUUCUAGAUUCAGCAGCUCUUCGAUAUUUAAGGACUGGAAAUAUAAAAUGGUAAAGAAAGGUUUUCCCAGGUUGUAUCACCUGAUUCCAGAUGGGGAAAUUACCUGCAUUAAGAUCAACCGUACCGAUCCCCAUGAAAACCUGGCCAUUAGGAUUGUGGGAGGCAGUGAGACUCCUUUGGUUCACAUUAUUAUACAGCACAUUUAUCGAGAUGGGGUAAUUGCCAGAGAUGGAAGAUUGCUGCCUGGAGACAUGAUACUAAAGGUAAAUGGCAUGGACAUCAAAAAUGUGCCUCACAACUACGCCCUGUCAAUCCUGAAGCAACCCUGCCAUGUGCUCCGACUGACAGUGCUCCGAGAGCAGAGAUACCGGUGCCGAAACAGCGGACUUUCCCUCGGUGCUCACUGCAAUAGGGAUGACAGUUUCCAUGUUGUGCUAAACAAAAGCAGUCCAGAUGAGCAGCUGGGAAUAAAGCUAGUCCGCAGGGCCAAUGAGCCAGGGGUAUUUAUUUUCAACUUGCUGGAAGGCGGCGUGGCUGCCCGUGAUGGACACCUUCAGGAGAACGACAGGGUAUUGGCCAUCAAUGGGCACGACCAUCGGUAUGGCAGUCCAGAGAGUGCAGCCCAGCUGAUACAGGCCAGUGAGAAGCAGGUUCACUUUGUCGUGUCGCGGCAGACCAGGCAGCAGCCCCCUGAUAUCCUGCAGGAGACAGGCUGGAGUUACAGCAGUGGCAGCCUGCAACCCUGUCCCACCGAGAGAAACAACCCCAUCAAGAGCGCCCUUCAUGCCGUCACCUGUCAUGAAAAGGUGGUGGCUGUGCGGAAAGAUCACACAGAAUCGCUGGGAAUGACUGUAGCAGGCGGAGCAUCUAACCGGGAAUGGGAUUUGCCUAUCUAUGUGAUAAGUGUGGAACCUGGAGGAGUUAUCAGCAGAGACAGCAGGAUAAAAACAGGUGACAUCCUCCUGAACGUGAACGGGAUUGAGCUGACGGGGGUCAGCCGGAGCGAGGCUGUCGCCCUGCUGAAGAACACCAACUCAUCGGUGGUUCUCAAAGCCCUGGAGAUGAGAGCGUGUGAAGCCCAGGAGGAGCGGGGCCACCUGCCACCCCCUGAGGCCACGCAGGCGACCUCUGAGAGCAGCGAGUGGUCACCUUCCUGGGUGAUGUGGCUGGGGCUGCCACGGUAUUUGUACAGCUGCAAAGAAAUCGUAUUACGAAGAAAUACAUCUGGAAGUCUUGGCUUCAGCAUCGUAGGAGGUUAUGAAGAACACACUGGAAACAAACCAUUCUUUAUCAAAUCCAUUGUUGGGGGAACACCAGCGUAUAAUGAUGGCAGAAUUAGAUGUGGCGACAUCCUCCUUGCCGUCAAUGGCAGGAACACAUCAGGAAUGCUGCAUGCCUGCUUGGCAAGGAUGCUCAAAGAACUGAAGGGAAAAAUUACUCUCACAAUUGUGUCCUGGCCUGGCACCUUUUUAUAAAAUAACUCUUUGUGGAGAGGAACAUCAGUUUUUGCUUUUUGGGAAGGUCAAGUACAUAUUUGUAAAGAAAACGUUUGUGAAAUUUCAAUUUGCAUGUCAAGAAAAGUCAAAUUUAAGCAAAGCAGGGACAUGUCAGAAAAUCACUUCAGAGUGAUUUAAGCUACAGACUUAAGUCUUUCCUUCCCCAUAUUCUUAAGGGUUUUUUUGUUGUGUUUCUUUUUUUUAUAUAUAUAUAUUUAUGUAUAUUUAAUGCAUUAUAAUAAUAAUGAAAUUUCAGGAGCAGCAGCUCUCCUGCUCACCCACUUUAUUUUGAUUUACAAAAAGAAAUCCUUGAAUAACUAAUGGAAAAAUUUCUUGCAGUUUUUUUCUAGUUGCAAAAAUGAGGUGAAGGUUUUUAUCCAACACAGUAAUAGCACUUUGAUUAUGUGUACCUUUUCAUGGUCAGCAUGAAGCUGGUAUUUUCAAGACUUUCAAGUACUGUUAGUCUGUAAAACUGUGAAUUAAAUUUCUAAAAUAAUUAAAAAUAACUGUAACUGU